GUUGCGUUGGUCGAUUCUGAUGCAGGUUCAGCCGAGACACUGAACAGGGCAGCGACAUUGGCGGGUAGGGUGACCUUCUUUGCUGCGAGACGCUCUGCGCGGAGCUGAACGCUGGCAGCAAUGUCAAAGCCUUCGUAGAGAUUGAAAUUGAAGGAAAGGAUCUCUUUGUCAAGGGUCUUGCUGGAAUCUUGCAUUGGGGGCUCCUAAGCGGCAGUUUUAUCGGUGCGACUCUCAAUGAUCGAGGAGAUCGGCAGUUUAGUGAAUUGCUGCGUAGUAGCCAGAUUUGGCACGGUGUCGAGAACGAAGAGCAAGUCUCCGUCGACAUGAGCGAGAGCCUCAGUCUACUCCAUACCGUCAGGGGUCACAGUGGCCUCCUCAGCGCUGGCCUCGGCUUCAUCAUCGCCGUCGUCGACCUCGGUAUCGCUCUGCUCGUCUUCGGCUUCGAAAGCGACGAGGCCUUCUUCCUCAGCAAAAGCAAUGAACGCUUCUCCCUCAGCGAUUGGGUCAUCGACAAUGGCCUUAUUGAAAGCCCUCACGAUAUCAUCGCCUUUGUUCUGGUUUUUGUCGUAUCUGAUGAUGGAGAUCAUAUCGUCGUGAAAAUCGUUGACCUCCUCGGCUGUAAACUCGGGAAUGUUUCUGGCCUUGAGCUUGCUCUCAUGACGAGCCUUGAGGAAUCCAUCAGCUUUGAUGACUCUCAGAGUCACGGAAUCAAGCUUGUAGAGUUUGUUGAUGGCUCUGCGGCGCUUGUUGCGGUAUUUCAUGGCCUCAUCGAGGUAUCUGAGUGCUGGUGUCUCGUUCAGGUCACCAGAGAGGUUCAUGAGGCCUUCGAAGCUGUCUAUGCGCUCCGAAAGAUAGGACGGUGUAGGAGAGUGAUUGAAGUUGCUGACGAAUUCUGUGGUGGCAGGGCUCGACUAGGGCACCGAGCUGCAUAUGAUUGGGGCAGAAGGAGAUGGAGGCACAGGGAUAGUGCUUGUUGAAGAGGGAGAAGAAGAUUCUCGCUGCAGGUAGGUGAUUGAGUGGCAGUUGUGGGAGUGCUCAUG
Molecule: messenger RNA, 1040 nt
Organism: Aureobasidium subglaciale EXF-2481
Lineage: Eukaryota; Fungi; Ascomycota; Dothideomycetes; Dothideales; Saccotheciaceae
Exons: 2
Coding region: 324-977 (217 amino acids)
Source: RefSeq, a predicted model, not a curated record